Saccostrea echinata is the source of this 2174-nucleotide messenger RNA. RefSeq names its product p53 apoptosis effector related to PMP-22-like. Gene Ontology annotation, cellular component: membrane; cell-cell junction. Gene Ontology annotation, biological process: cell-cell adhesion. NCBI's taxonomy places the organism in Eukaryota, Metazoa, Mollusca, Bivalvia, Ostreida, Ostreidae. The coding region runs from base 60 to 620 and encodes 186 amino acids. The transcript has 4 exons. The record is from RefSeq and is a predicted model, not a curated record.
GUUGGAAAGGGCAAAACGAAAUCAAAUUAUUAUGUCUUUUUCGUAAUUUUUCAGCAAAAAUGUCAGAAAAUGCUAUCGUCAUAAGACCUUUUAAGAUCAUUGGUGAGGCCUUUACUGGAAUAGCUGGAGUUUUCCUCAUCAUAGCAGCAGUUGGCAAGGAUUGGGUUGAAGUCCAGUUUUUCCGCACCUCUCACAUUAUCACCUGGGGAUUAUGGGAUAUCUGUGUCGGUGGACUUUGCUUGCCGGACAGCGGCUGGCUGGAGGUUUGUCAGGCCUUGUCCUUGGUUUCCCUCCUUCUGUGCCUGGGGGCCUUUAUCUGUGGAUUUGUGGGCCUCUGUAUCCAUUCUCAUUGCAGCAAGAGGUUGUGGUUUGUCUUGGCAGGGGCAGUUAUGUCCCUUGUAGCUCUUCUGGAUCUGCUAACGUUAAUCAUCUAUCCAAUCAUGUUUAACUCGGACAUUAUCAACCUACAAACAGACAGACACUGGCGUUAUACACUGAAGACCUGGAACUUUGAUUGGACGUACGGCUUUGGAUGGGGUGCUUUUAUAUUCACCACUGCCGCUUCUGUGUUCUUUAUUCUUCCUUUGGACGACAAGAAGAUUGUCACAAAACCAUUCUGAGAGGAAUCCAGGAGUCCAAGGCAUGUUAAUCAUAUUAUGGCUGGAACUAUUACUGGGGACUUAUAAAAGAAAGAAUUUGUUUGGGUAUUUAAUCUGUAGAAUAUUUCAUACAAGAUUGCACAACAGUAUUAAAUUUUACUGUAUAAUCUUACUAAAGAUGUACAACUACUAGUAGGCAGUAAUAGAUCAAAAACUCGUGAUCAGAUAUUGUAAAGCAAUUCUCUAUAUUUAUUCAUUCACUGCAUAUAUGAUGUCAUGAUUUAUAGGAAGAACAACUGCUUGCAAGACAAAAACAGUUGCAAAGACAAUAUGAUGCAUUUAGUGCAAUUGUGUAUGAUAUAGUAUAUAAAAUUAAUAUUUACUUGUACCAAUAAAACCCUGAUAUAGAUUAAUCAGGCUGUAUACAGAUUUUUUUAAAUGCCUGUAUAGCAUAAAAGUAGGAAGCCAAAGGUUGAAUGUAUUUUUGAUUUUUAACUUUUUUAAUUUAUUGUGACAUAUUCAGAUUUAUUACCUACUAAUGAUUGACUUUCUUCAAUGUCAAUAUCUGGUAUGACAUAAUUGUUCAAGAUUUAACUUUCAAUUUGCCACAGUGUUUUAGAAGUUGUACAAAUAAUGUGCCAUCUAUUGAUCAGUCAUGUAGAUUAAUUCACAGUGUCCUCAGUUUUAAUUUCACUUCCCCAAUUUGAAAGCUACAAUUUUUCUAACAAUAAAUAUAAUAAUCUAGUUCUUUUAAAGUUACUUUCUGUUCCCAAGAUUGGUUGUCAUUUUUUCAGAUUAUUGCUUUUAUAUUUUUAUUUUCAUGUACAUGUAUUAUGAUUUAUCUUUUAUUAUGUCGCUAAUGGUGCUAUCUCAAGUUUAUUUAUGCUAGCUGGUUUAUUUUGUUCAUACUUCAAUGCAUUCCAAUACUACAUAUACUUAAUUAAGAAUAAAUUAUCAGCCUUUACUUGGUUGAAACAUUUUCAAAAUAGAAUUUACAGAAUCAUCACAAAUAAAUAAUAGAUUUACUUUGAAUGCAUUAAUUCACAGACAUUGUCUGGUAUUUAGAUGUACAGUGAAGACAGUAUUUAUAUCUGUUUUAUUUGAUUACAAGGGGAGACGUGAACUUUCUUUGGUAAAAUGUGAACAAAGCAUGUUGAACAUUCACAUGAAGAUACAUACAAGUCAUAGCAAUGAUGUUCUUUUUUUCAUUUAACAGAUUUACAUAAGUAAUGAUUUACAACAAUAUUUGUUUUUUUAUUGAUAUUAGAUGGUUGUGUAUAGUGUAGACUGUUACAUGUAUAAUGAUACCUAUUGAUUUUCCCCCAUUUUGGAUAGCUUUAAUCAGAAAGUUCAUCAUAAAAUUAAUAAUGGGACAAAUCCUUUAUUUGUUGAGAAGAUCUACCUCAGUCAUUGAUGCUGUUUAUACUGUAUUGUUGUUUGUUUACUUACAAGUGAAGGAUGUUGGAUUUUACUGUAGUAUAUUGUGUUGUAAAUCCAUACGUUCUCUAACCAUAACUUACAGCCUAAGCUCUUUUAGGAUUUUUGUUAUUAAAAAAAAAAGAAAAGAAUACCAAA